Molecule: messenger RNA, 765 nt
Organism: Eimeria tenella
Lineage: Eukaryota; Apicomplexa; Conoidasida; Eucoccidiorida; Eimeriidae
Product: SAG family member
Source: RefSeq, a predicted model, not a curated record
AUGGUACGCUUGAGCUUCGUCUUCCUGAGCGCCUCGCUGUUAUUAUUGUGCGAUAACAACUCAGCUGUAGCUGGACAAAAUACUGUAACGUACACUGCAAAGCUUGGUGGCACUGUCCAAUGUCUCAGAGAAGUAAACGCUGCCCGUGAGUUGGGCCACUUUACUGAGGCAACAACCGACGAAAAAAAAAUAUCUGACCCUGGAGAAGGGGAGCUUGCUGAAAGCAAAUGGAAAGACCUUUGUGAAUAUUUGAUACCCACGCCAUCCGAAACAUAUGGCGCCCAAAAGGCUGUAGAUCCCUUCAAAGAUGGAACGUAUGCUUUCAAGUCCCUCACUGCCGAGCAACCAAACUGCACUGAAACUAUCGAUUACUGGAAGGCAGCCUACAAAAGCUUCACUGGUCUGCCGCCUGCAAAGGGUGAAGCGGGAACACUAUACGACAAUCAGGACAAUAUUUCCUUUGUAGCCCUAUACAACCCUUCAUCUAGUGCCACUGCAGACUGUCGAGUCGUUACUUGCACUCAAAAGGCGUCUCCUGCCGCCCUUUCGGCUGGUGUGUCAAGCGGCGGCAACGAUGCGAACACGAAAUUGGGCCACGCUAUGCUUUGCAAGACGACGCCUACUGCUUUUGAAAAUGAUAGCACUGCUCCAUUUACGCAAGAGCAAUGGGACAAGAUCAAAUAUUCUCUCACAGGAUCCGCGUCGAUAGCAGCUCCAAGCCUGGUUGCACUUGCCAUUGUGGCAUUCGGCAUUACGGCUGUAUGA